GUGUGUUGAUGACGACAGACGUGCAGGUUGGGGCAGGGCCGGUGUGACGUUGAGCAGCAGGGGAGUCAGCUUAGCCGCCCGGCUCUCAGUCACUCAUUCACACACACACACCGCAGGAAAACACACGCUCCACUCGGGGGAAAGAGGAAACAGCAGCGCAUGAGAAAUAACUAAGUACAAAGGUGGGAAGAGCGGAACAGAGGCCCCGAGAAGCGAACGAGAAAACGAAAAGAUGACGAUUGGCAAGAACUCCAGGAAGAGCUCGGUUCGAAGCUCUAUCAGAGCCCCCAAGUUCCUGGACAAAUCGAAUGGUUUCUACGGUCGCCUGGAUGAGCCUGAGGUCGCAGCGGGGGAAACGGUGAUGGGGAAGGAGGUGGAGCAGGGUGUAGAUGAUGGCAGCAGAGACGCAGGAGUUGUGACCAUCUCGCAUCAAACUAUGGUACACAGCUCGGGGGCAGACGAGGAAACAGAGGUGUUUGACUUCACCGACGGGAUGCUGGAGGAUGAUGGAGAGACUCUCCUGCAGAGGAAACCCAGCCGCCGCAGCAGCAGGUGGAGAAGAAGCUCCAGGAGGAAGCAGAAGGAGGAGAGGGCCGAGGACGAGGGACGGCAGAGCCCCGGCUCGCCAAGUCCUCCGGACGCCGCCGUCCCAGAAGACACCAGGGCGAAGAUCGAGGUUGAGAUCGAGAAUCUGAAGAUGGUGGAGGAAGAAAUCGAGAAGGCCGGCAAGGGGAGAGAGGCCCCGCUCGUCCACUUCCCAGUGAGGGAGGAUGCGGACGACCAAGUCCUCAUCAGAGACAAGAAGCGAGGAAGAGAAGAGGAGGAGGAGGAAGAGAGGGAAAUGAGGAGAGAACAGGAGGAAGGCAUGAAGAUGGUGAAGAGGAAUACAGUCAAGCAUUAUCGCAAGGCCUUUGACCGAGCGCUCCGACGCGGCUGGGAGGCCUUCAUCACCAACCUCUACAGCGUCACCCUCACGCCUGUGACAUCCUCCUCGCCAUCGCCGCCCUCGCUGAGGAAGAAGGACGAGCACAGCUCCGUGUUGGCCGAGUUUCAGUAGAGCCGGACGAUUCAAACCUCAAACCUCAAUCAUCUUUUGUGAUUUUUAGUACAAUGAAACCAGGGUGACGUGCAGAACAAUCCACGUACGACUGACUUUUACUGCGCCUGCACGCUGGAGAGAGCUGCAUUGAGUUUCAGAAGCAUUCAUUAUUUAUUGUAGUUUUCAGUUUUAAUUACUCGGUCUAACAUUUGGAGCCUCGUCACGUCCUGCUGCAACUAACGGCUGCAGGUUUUCACUUUACAAGCCGGGGGAGCCACGAUGGCUAUUUUGCAAUGAAGUCGAUGAUACUGGCUCGAGAAAAAGAGCAUUUACAGAGUCUGCUGGCUCUGUUCUUUAAUUAAUUUAUUCAGAGGUGUGAAAGUACUUGAUUCCUUUAGCGCCUGACAUCAACUAUCAAGAGCUUGUUGUGCAAAUAAUCUCUGCUUUCCUUUGGUUAACAUCAUGAAACACCUGAAGUGUUGAGUUGUAACCACAAGGACUGUUUGAAAGAACAGCAAUGACUGAUUAGUGGACUUUUGUUGGGGUGAUAUUAAUGUUUCUAUGGGAUUAUAAGAGUUAUUUAUGGCUGACUCACAGUUUAGCAGGUAAGGGAGCUGGGAUAUGCUCCCAAUCCAGUCAAUCACUAAGAAUUUGUAAAUUGGUAAAAAAUUGGUAAAAAAUCUAGGGAUAAGUUCCACUUUUUAGCACAUCAGAAGUGUCAUGUUCACCUCGUUCCUCAUGAGUUCCCCAUAUCAGAGUUCUGGUGACGGUUAUUUGACCUGAAUGGACAGGGAAUGAGACAUGUACCUGAGACAGAAACUGAAACCUGAUAUCAUGUUGAUUCAUGGUUAAAUGAGUAUUACACACCAGCAUGACUGGCAUGGUGCCUUUUUUGUUUUUUAUGGUUUGGUUGCAACUGUACAGUUUGUUUUUCGUGUUUAAUUUUCAAUUGCAAAGGUAGCUGCAGCCUGUAUUUAAGGCAUUUUAAUUGUCAACUUUUGUACUAAUGAAAGCUUUAUUUGAAAUAAACUUGUAAUUUCUUGUUAGCGA
Messenger RNA from Cololabis saira (Pacific saury), 2089 nucleotides. RefSeq lists its product as uncharacterized. The transcript has 3 exons. The coding region runs from base 233 to 1057 and encodes 274 amino acids. NCBI's taxonomy places the organism in Eukaryota, Metazoa, Chordata, Actinopteri, Beloniformes, Belonidae. The record is from RefSeq and is a predicted model, not a curated record.